Molecule: messenger RNA, 237 nt
Organism: Babesia bigemina
Lineage: Eukaryota; Apicomplexa; Aconoidasida; Piroplasmida; Babesiidae
Exons: 1
Coding region: 1-237 (78 amino acids)
Source: RefSeq, a predicted model, not a curated record
AUGUUCGAGAAUUUGUUAUACCGAAAGUCUGAAAAUAUCCAGCCGAUUUUGACUCAAAUGCAGGACGUAAUUGCAACGAUUAAAAAACCGUUUCUAGAUGAUCGUUCAAACGUGUUCGGAGCUCUCAAAGUGGCAAUAUCCGUAGUGGAAGGACACAUGGCACGUGAUGGGGAGUGUAGGUUACUCUCCGAGCGAUAUCAUGAUAUUCAGCCAAUUUCUUCAUUUAUUUAUUUAUAG